Messenger RNA from Drosophila ananassae, 708 nucleotides. RefSeq lists its product as uncharacterized. NCBI's taxonomy places the organism in Eukaryota, Metazoa, Arthropoda, Insecta, Diptera, Drosophilidae. The record is from RefSeq and is a predicted model, not a curated record. The transcript has a single exon. Bases 42 to 521 code for a protein of 159 amino acids.
UACCUCUCAGUCACUAACUCAGUUCGAUUAUAACUCCGAAUAUGUCAACGCGUUUUAAUAUUUUAAUAUUUUUGCUGAUAUUGGGCUUAAAUGUUGGCUUUACGUUUCGACUUAUAGAUGGUCCUGUGUACCUAAAAACUUGCCCAGCUAAUGGUGAUUCUCAUUUUGAGGAACUUCUUCCAAAUGAGCAGCAAAAACAUUUUUACAAUGUUCAUAAUAUACCAAACAAUCACCAGCCCGACAUCAUACCGAAAGAAAAAUUGACGAAUAAUUGGUUAAUGCGAAUUAUUAAGAUAAGAACCAUUCCUGAGAAACCCAAAAGCGAGGAUUCUUCAUCCGGCCAGGAUAAUCGUAUAAAUGGAUUAAUGCAGAAAAUAUUUCGUAUAUUACAUUUAAGACCUAAAAGUGACAAUGAGAAUGACAAUAAUGAUCGGAAAAUGUUUUUAAUUUUAAGAAAGGAUCCUCAGGCAAUAGAACACCAUAUCGUAAAAAAAGAUCCUUUACCCUACAGUUUUAUGUGAUAAAUAAUUUUCUAAAAAUCUUUUCUAUUUGCACAUAUCCACCCUCAUUAAAGCCCACAUAGUUUUUAUGAUAAAUUAGCUCUAAUUAAGAAAACUUUGUAAAAACAGAUGUUCCCAGUAAGAAGGCAAUAAAUUAAAUCAAAUUUCCGCUGUCGCAGCAAAGGAUUUGAAAACAUCAAGACACAUA